AAUUGAUUUUGGGAGCCCGGGAGUUUCUGUAGUGGCUAGUCGGUCGCGUGGAUUUUUGCGCAAGUUUUUAGAAAAAAACACUGACUCUAGUAGAGCAUUUCUCCGGAAAGUUUCAAGUGCAGCAAAAUAGCGAACAUGUAAAACUGGCCAAGGGGAGACCUCUAGUGGUUAAACGCUUCUUUAAGUUCGGAAGGCCGAGAGCAAAGUUUGGCCUUUGCAUGUAGCUACGUAGUCCGUUCAGACGUGGAAGUAAUUGGACGACCUGAACGAGCAGCCAGAUGUUGUGUGAAUAGAUGCCGAUCAGAAAUAACGAGGUUUUAGUAAAUUGGAGAGCAGAUACGUUCUGAUGACCCAGAGCCUAUACUUCCUAUCCCUCUUUGUUUAUAUGGGAAAAACACUUUGCUGUUAUUCUGGGAAUUGAGAUGGAUCUAUAACCCAGUUAGGAACAAUUGCUUGUGUUUAGAUUUAUCAUUAUCUUUAUCUCUUAUCAACUUUUAGUCAGGAGUCACAGCGGGUCGUUUCAUUUUGAAUGUUAAUGAAAAUGCAAAGUGUUUAAAACUGAAAAAAAUGAAAAAGACCUUUGGUUGAAAUUUGUCUUUUAUAUAAACUGGUCAUUUUAUUUCCCAAUAAAUGGACUUAAAGGCUGCCAUUUAGUUUUUUUAACAGUGCAGUUUCAUACAGUCACAAAAUAAAUAGUAUCUUUUAGUUCUAAGAAUGUAAUUUUGUUUCGCUAUGAUUAAGACCCUAUUUCUGAAUACUUUGUAUAAGUUGUGAUUUAAAUAUUUACAUAUAUGGCAAAAACUGCUUACAUAAUGUCUAUUCCUUUGCCAAUGUGUGUUCUGCAAAGUAACUUCAGUUUUAAAGACAAAGGCACUGAGAGACAUUCAAGUAGAAUCAAAUGAUUCUUGUAACUUUCACCUGCCACUUGUACGGUGGGGGGAAACUUUAGGAGUUUAGGAUAGGGGAAUAAUAUGAAUGAUAAAAUCCAUUUCAUCUCAUCCAGAACUAUUUUGUUUUUAGUAUUCUCAGUGGUAUUGUGUGAAAUUAUGCAAUGAGUCAGUGAUCCAAAAUGUAAACAUAUUAAUUGUGGAUUUAAAGGCUUCUUUUUUUACGACAAUGCAUUGAUUUUACUUUUCCUCUUUUUAAAUGAAUGCCGGACCUGUAGGAGAAGUCUUGGGGGAGGACAGCAAUCCUAAAGACCACCAGACAGUUAUUUCGUCACUGCCACUAAGUUCAAAAGUAGAUCAUGACUGAAUCUGCCUCUAGCACAGGUGGUCAAGAGUUUGAUGUAUUCAGUGUUAUGGACUGGAAAGAUGGAGUAGGCACAUUACCAGGAAGUGACUUGAAGUUUCGGGUAAAUGAGUUUGGAGCCCUGGAAGUUAUCACAGAUGAGAGCGAGAUGGAAAAUGUCAAAAAAGCAACAGCCACCACAACGUGGAUGGUACCAACUGCUCAAGAAGUCUUUUCAGAGAAGACUGGGAUGCCUUUCAGGUUGAAGGAUCCAGUGAAAGUAGAAGGGCUUCAAUUCUGUGAAAACUGUUGUCAGUAUGGCAACGUAGACGAAUGUCUUUCAGGAGGAAACUAUUGCAGCCAGAAUUGUGCCCGGCAUCUCAAAGACAAAGAUCAGAAGGAGGAAAGGGACCUAGGAGAGGACAAUGAGGAAGAAGAUCCUAAGUGUAGUCGGAAGAAGAAACCAAAAUUAUCUCUGAAAGCCGACUCCAAGGAGGAUGGAGAAGAUCGAGAUGAUGAAAUGGAGAACAAACAAGACGGAAGAAUCCUGAGGGGUUCGCAGAGAGCCCGAAGGAAAAGACGAGGUGAUUCCACUGUAAUAAAGCAAGGCUUGCCUCCUAAAGGAAAGAAAGCCUGGUGCUGGGCAUCCUACCUGGAAGAAGAAAAGGCUGUGGCGGUGCCAGCGAAGCUGUUCAAGGAGUAUCAAUCCUUUCCUUAUAACAAAAAUGGGUUUAAAGUUGGCAUGAAAUUAGAAGGUGUGGACCCUGAGCAUCAGUCUGUGUACUGUGUCCUCACUGUGGCUGAGGUGUGUGGAUACCGGAUAAAACUGCACUUUGAUGGAUAUUCUGAUUGCUAUGACUUCUGGGUAAAUGCGGACUCUCUGGAUAUUCAUCCGGUCGGGUGGUGUGAGAAAACUGGCCACAAACUCCAUCCUCCGAAAGGCUAUAAAGAAGAAGAAUUUAAUUGGCAGACCUAUCUGAAGACAUGCAAAGCCCAGGCUGCUCCCAAGUCAUUAUUUGAAAAUCAGAAUAUAACAGUGAUCCCAUCAGGCUUUCGAGUUGGAAUGAAGCUCGAAGCUGUAGACAAAAAGAAUCCUGCGUUCAUCUGCGUUGCUACGGUGACAGAUAUGGUGGACAAUCGUUUCCUGGUACAUUUUGACAACUGGGAUGAAAGCUAUGACUACUGGUGUGAAGCAUCGAGUCCACACAUUCAUCCAGUCGGGUGGUGUAAAGAACAUAGAAGAACACUCAUCACUCCUCCAGGUUAUCCAAAUGUGAAACAUUUUUCUUGGGAUAAAUACUUAGAAGAAACCAAUUCCUUACCCGCUCCUGCUAGAGCUUUCAAAGUGAAACCUCCGCAUGGAUUCCAGAAAAAAAUGAAGCUUGAAGUCAUAGACAAGAGAAAUCCUAUGUUUAUUAGAGUAGCAACAGUUGCAGACACUGAUGAUCACCGAAUAAAAGUCCACUUUGAUGGCUGGAAUAGUUGCUAUGACUACUGGGUAGAUGCGGAUUGUCCUGAUAUUCACCCUGUGGGCUGGUGUUCAAAAACCGGACAUCCUCUUCAGCCCCCUUUGAGCUCUGUAGAAUUAAUGGAAGCUUCAGAACAUGGCGGAUGCUCAACCCCAGGAUGUAAAGGAAUUGGUCAUUUUAAGAGAGUGAGACACCUGGGCCCUCACAGUGCUGCCAACUGUCCCUAUUCAGAAGUCAAUUUGAAUAAAGACCGAAUUUUCCCAGAUCGCUUAAGUGGUGAGAUGCCUCCGGCUAGUCCAUCAUUUCCAAGAAAUAAAAGGGCAGACACAAAUGAAAUCUCUUCGUCUCCUGAAACCAGAGACCCGCAUGCUGAUGAUGUCAAAGAAGACUUCGAAGAGAGAACAGAAAGUGAAAUGAGGAUGUCGCAUGAAGCCAGAGGUGCCCGGGAAGAGCCCAGCGUACAGCAGGCACAGCGCCGGUCGGCUGUCUUUCUGUCCUUUAAGUCACCAAUCCCAUGCCUGCCCUUGCGCUGGGAGCAGCAGAGCAAACUUCUCCCCACCGUAGCCGGAAUCCCUGCCAGUAAAGUUUCCAAGUGGAGCACAGAUGAGGUGUCAGAAUUCAUACAGAGCUUACCUGGCUGUGAAGAACACGGAAAGGUAUUUAAAGAUGAACAAAUUGAUGGAGAAGCCUUCCUGCUUAUGACCCAAACAGACAUUGUUAAAAUUAUGAGCAUUAAGUUGGGCCCUGCUCUCAAAAUUUUCAAUUCUAUCCUGAUGUUCAAAGCUGCAGAGAAGAACUCUCACAAUGAACUUUGAAGAUGGUGAAUUUCGAAUACCAUCAGCUUUCUGCUUUAAAGCUCAUGUUUUAUUCAAAGCACAAGGACAGUUAUAACUCCUAAGCGAGAAGUCUCCAAAACUCAAAAGAGCAAUGCUAUCAGAUUAUUUAUAUUCCUCAAGAGACAAUAUAUAUGAAUCCUUAUGAAAGUGCUUCAGCUUUUAACCAGGUACUAAGAGCACUCAUCCUUUGGUUCUGUUCACUGAGCUAAAUUUAUCUUUGUAAAUCUUUUUGAGGCUGGGGGUGGGUUGGGGGGGAAGGGAACUUCAUUAAUUAUUUAUGGUAAAGGGGGGUCAGAGUAUGAACUUUUGGCAUUUUGUAAACAUUGUUGAAUUCUCUUUCAUGUACACGGUUUCUUUUUCAGUACUUUCAGAAACCUUUUUAUAUAAUCCAACUUCAACUUAAACCAAAUUAGUCAAAACCUGGCUAAGUUUAGCCAGUGGGACUGUUACCUGUAUUGUUGAUUCCGUGCCAUAUUUUGAACUGCAACAUUAUGCUAAGUAUAACUUUGCAAGUCAUGAUAUUGCCUAACUGCUUGUCAUAAUCUGUUGGGGCUGAAUAGAUGUAAAAACUACUUUUCUCUAAAUCAGUGUUUUUACUUUUGCACGCAUUAUGAAAUGUUAAACAAAUUACUUUUCACCAGCAUCGUUACUAUAAUUACCAAAAACGUGUAUAUAAAUAAUGGAAUUGAAAAAUAAAAUCUAUAAAUAAAGUAGGUGAUGUAUUUGAAUGGCA
This is a messenger RNA of Suricata suricatta (meerkat), 4268 nucleotides long. RefSeq names its product L3MBTL histone methyl-lysine binding protein 3 (gene L3MBTL3). The transcript has 21 exons. Gene Ontology annotation, molecular function: zinc ion binding; protein binding. The record is from RefSeq and is a predicted model, not a curated record. The coding region runs from base 1247 to 3514 and encodes 755 amino acids. Gene Ontology annotation, biological process: regulation of DNA-templated transcription. Gene Ontology annotation, cellular component: nucleus. NCBI's taxonomy places the organism in Eukaryota, Metazoa, Chordata, Mammalia, Carnivora, Herpestidae.